Galleria mellonella (greater wax moth) is the source of this 2575-nucleotide messenger RNA. RefSeq names its product succinyl-CoA:3-ketoacid coenzyme A transferase 1, mitochondrial. NCBI's taxonomy places the organism in Eukaryota, Metazoa, Arthropoda, Insecta, Lepidoptera, Pyralidae. The transcript has 9 exons. Gene Ontology annotation, molecular function: succinyl-CoA:3-oxo-acid CoA-transferase activity. Gene Ontology annotation, cellular component: mitochondrion. Gene Ontology annotation, biological process: ketone body catabolic process. The record is from RefSeq and is a predicted model, not a curated record.
AACUUGGAAUAUUACGUUGAUAUGUAAAUAACAGGGGCCAGUUGACCUCGUGAAUCGCAAGACAAACAACAUCUCUAAUAAUUGUAUUCUUAUCAUUUUAUCGUGGUUGUUAACAGUUGUUACACCGAGUUUUUGUGUACUUACAAAUUCUCUAAAAUCGAGCAGUAUUUGUAAAUGUGUUCUACUAUUUUGACAAUCAGCUGAUUUGAUGACAUUCGGCGUCAAAAAAAUUCUUUCAUUUCAUUUAAGUUCAAAACUAAUUUAUCUAAAUUAGUAUACUGUAUAGUUGAAAUUAAAUAUUGUUUACUUUUAUAGAUAUCUUUGUUUAAAUAUUAUGCGGCAGUGGCGUAGUGUCUUUUCUCUACAGUUUAUUUAAAUAUCUUUUAAAAAUAAGAAUUUUAAUAGUAUUUGUAUUAUAUAUCUUUGUUACAUUAAAUACUGUACCUAAUUGAGGAAAAACUUAAAGGAAUAAGUACAGAUAUAAAUCAUAAUUAUGUCUACUUUUAUUGUUAAGUUAAAUAGUUAUUCACAAAUCAAAUUAUGCUAUAGUUUUUCUAAGAUAUUAUUAUGUGCUAAUUAUAGCACAUUAAAAAGUACCAAUAAAAUCUUUAAUAAUGCUAAAGAAGCAAUUGCUGAUAUUAAAGAUGGAUCAAAGCUUUUGGUUGGUGGUUUUGGAUUAUGUGGUAUUCCAGAGAAUUUAAUAAAAGCUCUGAAUGCAAGUAAUGUGUCUAGUCUUACGGUAGUUUCCAAUAAUGCUGGUGUUGAUAAUUUUGGCCUGGGUAUUUUACUUAAGAGUAAACAGAUUAAAAGAAUGAUUGCCUCUUAUGUUGGAGAAAAUGCUGAAUUUGAGAGACAAUUCUUAAAUGGGGAAUUAGAGGUAGAAUUAACUCCACAAGGAACAUUGGCAGAACGACUCAGAGCAGGUGGUGCUGGAAUACCAGCAUUUUUUACACCUACAGGUUUUGGUACAUUAAUUCAUGAAGGUGGAUCACCUAUUAAGUACACUAAAGAGGGAAAAGUAAGUGUUAAAUAGUUUCAUAAAUUAUCACAGGGUCAAAAUUUUCAACAAUUUGGGGGUAAAGAUUAUAUAUUAGAAGAAGCCAUUACAGGUGAUUUUGCUCUUGUAAAGGCUUGGAAAGCAGAUAAAUAUGGAAAUUUAAUAUUUAGAAAAAGUGCAAGAAACUUCAAUCCAGCAAUGUGUAGAGCUGCACGUAUUACAAUAGCCGAAGUGGAAGAAAUAGUUGAUGAAAUUGAACCUGAUUUUGUACAUGUGCCCUCUAUAUAUGUACAUAGAAUAAUAAAAGGUGAAAAUUAUGAGAAAAGGAUAGAAAGAAGAACUGUAACUAAACCAGUAAUACAAAAGGAGAAGAAAUCAUCAGAUAUCCUAAGAGAAAGAAUCAUUAAAAGAGCAGCUUUGGAAUUUAAAGAUGGGAUGCAUGCUAAUCUUGGAAUAGGAAUGCCUAUGUUAGCUAGUAAUUACAUACCAAGAAAUGUAAAUGUACUGUUGCAAUCAGAAAAUGGAAUUCUUGGUCUUGGACCUUUUCCAUCAGAGGAAGAGGUGGAUGCUGAUCUUAUUAAUGCUGGAAAAGAAACUGUGACUGUACUCCCUGGUGCGUCAUUCUUUUCGUCCGAUGAUAGUUUUGCGAUGAUUCGUGGUGGGCAUAUUGAUUUGACUAUAUUGGGAGCCAUGCAGGUUUCUCAAUAUGGCGAUUUAGCUAACUGGAUGAUACCUGGUAAAAUGGUAAAAGGUAUGGGUGGUGCCAUGGACUUGGUAUCAGCACCAAGAACAAAGGUUGUAGUCACUAUGGAGCAUGCGGCUAAAAAUGGUGGCCAUAAAAUUGUACCUGAAUGUACAUUGCCGCUCACUGGGAAGAAUUGUGUUGAUAUGAUAAUAACAGAGAAGUGCGUUUUUGUAGUGGACAAGGAAAAAGGUCUUACGCUGACCGAACUGGCUGACGGUGUUACUGUAGAGGAUGUGUUGGUGAGCACUGGCUGCGAAUUUAAUGUCGCACCGAAAAUAAAGAAAAUGGGCGAUGUGACGCGUCCUGAGACGUUCAUUGAAUAAAAUAUACCACACAAUAUUAACUUGGUACUGAUGUAUUUAAAGCGCGAGUAAUACUCAUGGUGUUGCAAGUGCUUAUGAGUUGCGAAGGCCGGAAGGUGUUACCAUCAGGUAGACUGAAUGCUUGAUUGUCAAUUACCUACGUUGUUUAAAAAAUUUUCAUAAUCUCCACUACUAUAAUUAGGUAUAUUAUUAUUAUAUAGAAAUUGUAAUAAAAACAAAGAAUUACAACCAAACGCUUAUGCGAUAAGAUAAAGAUUUUUAACGAUAUUACUAGUGACGUAAAUUCAUGAGUGAAUCUUGGUUUAUAACUAUCGUAUAAUAUUUUGGAGAUUUAUUGUUUCGACUAAAGAUUGUAAAAAGGAUGAACAGGCGAUCAUAUAUAUAAAUAAAUUGAAGUGUGAAUCGUGAUAUUUGUGAAUAAGCGUUAAUAAUAAUGAUUCGUCAAAAUGCGAAUGAAGCUGAAAAAAUAGUUAAUUUUUAAAUAUAAUGCUUAUUAUUUACUUAAAUAAU